UUGUCUGAUUCUCUGCAUUGUGACAAGAUCAGUUGUAAAAAGUGCUAUACAAAUAAGUUAAAUUUGAUUUGCUCAGUGUAGCUGAAAAAUGGAUAACAGGUGUAGAAACAUGGUUAAAAUGGAAUGCAUAAUCUGUGUUUGUGUGUGUGUGUCAAUAGUGACAAAACGGGUUUCUGAUUAGGAAAGCUGAGGGAUUUCCGAGCUCUCGUGAUGGACCUUAAAAAGCAAGGACACCCCCCCCCCCUUCCUCCACCACACCGCCUACAGAACACAGAACAGGAAGUGCCCUGUUCCCUCCUCUAUCCUAUAUCUGCAUAUAGCUCAGGUCCUCUGCACCCUCACUGUCUGCUCUCAUUCACCAUGAUCACCAUCACACAGCAGUGUGUUCUGGGGUUCUACGCAUGGAUUUUCAUGUCUGUUAAUCUUGACACUGCCUGUGCAGUUGCCAUAAAAGACAGGUGUUUGGUGAUGCUCCCGGAGAUCCCAGAUUUUCACUCUCAGGGAGAAGCUGUGGUCAUCAGAUUCCCGUUUCUGGAGAAUGCCAUUAUUUACAGGAGACUUCAAGUGGACAACAGCACCAUAUUUCACAUUUCUCACAGCAACCAUGGUGACCUGAGAAACCAAAGUAACAGGGUGGUGCAGCGGGAACGUUCGCUUUGGCUCCUUCCUUCUUUGCCCUCAGACUCCGGAACUUACACCUACGUCUUCAGAAGCAGCACAUUCUGCUUUACUGGGAAGAUCUCUGUGAUCAUCUACGCGUCAGGAAAAGAAGACAUGGAUAUGAUGUCACAUCCUGUUUCUACACAGCCAGACAGGGACCUGACCAUCAACUGUCCUCACAUAGGUCAUUUCAAAAAAGCGGAAAGUCCUCAGUGGUACAAGGGUUUUCACUCUGAGGCUUUCCCUUUAAACAGCACUCGCUACAACACCCAAACCAACAACCUACUGACCAUCUCAAACAUCUCGGUGGAGGAUGAGGGGCUGUACACCUGCCGGCUUAGGGUCACAGUCAACAACACCCAGUAUAAUGUUAGCAGAACCUGGAAACUGCAGGUGUCAGAGCCAGUACCUGUCAUCCCAGUGUUGCUCCCACAACCCACAACCACAUCAUCUGAUACUGCUUUCCCCUCUUCAAGCGUUCUCCACCCGUACAUCAGCUCUCCUGUUAAUGGAUCUGUUAUCCAGAGUCAUCUUGGAUCCAUGCUGGUGAUCGAGUGCAGGGUGUUUGCUGGCAUUCAAUCCCCAGACUCCGCUAAGGUGGGCUGGUUAGUCAGCGGUCAGCCGCCCGAGCGCUCUGAUCUGAGUGGACGAGUGUUUCAGUCUCGGGGGAGGAUCACAGCUGGCCAUGUCCAGGUGCAGUUGGUGUUUCUUGAGGUGUAUGAGGAGGACACCAAGGUGGAUCUGAGGUGUGUCGCUGAGGAUGAGUCGGGAAGACAGGAAGCCGUCACACACAUUACACUGCAGGACUCUACGCUGGUGUGGUUGGUGACCGCAUCUGUAUCUGGCAGCUUUUUCCUGAUGGUGCUGAGUGUGUUCCUGCAUCUGCUGUGCGCUAAAUCACAAAAACAAAGGGACUACACCCUGGCCCGGCAGAGCAGCACCUAUUAACCGUCCUCAGUCUGUCCGACCAAUACACCUUUCUUCUAACUGCUGUAUAUACAUGCACCCACAAUAGCCAUUAUUAUUCCCUGCACUUUCUCUCACUGUACCUACAUCAUAUCCAUCUCCAUCUUAACAGCGACCCAUCAGCUACACUAUUUACCUGCUCUCUAUCCCAGCUCUCUAUCUCACUUUCUACUGUGUCUUCUGUGAGAGUUUUGUUAAAAGGUGGUUCACCACCCAUUAAAGAUUAUUUAGACCACACUAUUAAUUAAAUAAAUAAAUAAAUAAAUAUGUUCUUCAGUGACAAACGCUUAAAGGAUUUAGACAUUUAUAAGAUGUUUUCUUCAGUUUUCUUCAUAUUACAUCUACUGUUCAUAUCUGUGCAGAUAAUAAAAAGAAGUCUAAUCAGUCUGGCUACUGAUACUGAGCUGCAGCCGUUAUUUCAAUGGCUAUAUUCACACAGCAGGUAAAAGUGUCCAAAGUUUGAUGAUCUGAUUAAAUUCGUUGUUUAUUUAUUUUUUUUAAUGUGACUUGUGACUCAAAUUAUUUGUAUACCACGUUUUCAACUGAUCUUGUCACAAAGCAGCUUUACAGAAACAAUCACAGGACAAAGAAUCAGGCAAAACAGGCAAGGAGAAACUCCCUCAGAGCUGCAGGAGGAGGAAGAAACCUUGGGAAGACCAAGACACACAUUUAAGGGGGGACCAUCCUACCACUUAUCAGAGAGCUUUUAGUUUAAUUUAAUAUUAAUUUUAAAAACUCUUUAUACAUCCACAUAGGUUUAUAUAUCCAAGAGUAUAGCAGCGCCACUAAUUGGAGCAGUUAGAGUUCAUGUAAGCUUGGAUGUAAUCAGUCGUGGAGAGUGAGAUGGACGAUGAGCAGCUGAUCUGUGGUGGGUGAUGGAUGGAGAAGAGCUGACUUCAGAAACUUCCAUCAGUCA
Astyanax mexicanus (Mexican tetra) is the source of this 2542-nucleotide messenger RNA. RefSeq names its product interleukin-1 receptor type 2. The transcript is spliced from 10 exons. Gene Ontology annotation, molecular function: interleukin-1 receptor activity. Bases 211 to 1608 code for a protein of 465 amino acids. Lineage: Eukaryota; Metazoa; Chordata; Actinopteri; Characiformes; Acestrorhamphidae. The record is from RefSeq and is a predicted model, not a curated record.